AUGCUGGGUUGGUUGAAGGAUCUUCUCAACGGUAUUGGAAGCGUGCGCGCUGUGUUUGAUCUGAGGGAGGCGAUGAAGCGCGCCCUGCCCAUCGUCGGCCUUGACGCCACUUGCGGGGAUGGGUCUAAUGCAAGCCCAGAACACGUCAACCUCCGAAGAACACGCUCGGGGGCUACCUUCAGCUCGUUCUACACUGUCAACAACCCCGACUUUGAUCUCGACGCGCUUCUGGAGAAGCGAUGCGAUGAAGAACAGGACGAAGCGGAUCUCACCGGCGCGGAUGCGGUAGCGGACCCACCAUCUGGCACGCCAUCCCCCCUGUCCUCCCUUCCACCUUCGCCCUCAAGCUCUCGCUCCCCUUCUCCCCGGCCGAAGGAGGCGAAGCGCCCGCGCCUGGAUACCCCCGCCACCCCACCCUCCGCCCCUCCGCCCCCCGCCACUUCAUCCAUCAACCCCGACGUGCACAAGGCAUCAAAGAAGAAAAGAUCAAGGGGGGACCGGCAGAAGAAAGCGCAGAUGCGCGCCGCCGGACGCGACUGGACGGCGCCCACCCCAGGCGCUUUGCGUAACUCCCGUCACCUCGUAAGCGCGUCGUUCGUGGGCGUCGACCUCGACUGGCAAGCCCAACCCGUCACAAGAACCGGCUUUACUGCACUGCGCGACGACGGUGAAGAAGACGUCUACGCGCUUGAGGACUUCUUUGGGCCAAACCCCGUAUAUUACGGCUUCAAGCUCGUGGAGUGGGAUGGACGGGAGACGUGCGGCAUCUGCUCACAGGAUGAGCGGGUGUUUGGCGUUUGUGCUGGGCACCCCGACGAUCCCGACUGGCACAAGGUUCACAAGGCCCUUGCCGACGCGAUCUGCAAGUGCGGCGAGAGCGUCAAGUUCCCCAAGGACGCCCGGGAGCACCGCCGUGGCAAGUUCGGCGCGCAGGCGUGCGGUGUAUCACACGGCGGCGGGCAGACGGCCCCUGCAAACCUCAAGCACACGCCCAAGAUGGCCGCCAUGUUGACGUACCUCAUAAACCUCACCGCCAUGAUUCGCGUUGCGCACUUCGCCUCCUCCGUCUUCUUUAACUGGGCCCCGCGCCUCUGGCUUUUCUACGCAAAGCACAUGCAGACGAUCUUCGAGCACGACCCCACCCUCGAGCGCAACUUCGCGCAGAGCGUCUGGGCGUGCAUUACCAUCAACUUCGGGCCCCGUACCAUGACCUACAAGCACCGCGACUUCGGCAAUCUACCCUUCGGUUGGUGCGCAAUCACGGCCCUCGGGAAGUUCGACCCAAAUCGCGGCGGCCACCUCAUACUCUGGGAGUGCGGCCUCGUCAUACGUUUCCCCCCCGGUUCGACCAUCAUCAUUCCAUCCGGCAUCAUCCACCACUCGAACAUCAAGAUCGCGGAGGACGAGACUCGCUACAGCGUCACUCAGUACACCUCCGGCGCGCUUUUUCGGUGGGCGCAACACGGGUGUAAGCUCGACGAAGACUUCUACUCGUCCCUCACACCUAGCGAGUACGCGCGCGAGAAGGAGCGGAACAAGAAUCGUUGGAGGGAGGGGGCCCGCCUUUGGUCGACAAUUUCUGAAUUGCGCAGCGGCGCGACGGAGCGCGUAGAUACGCUCGACAGACCUGUAGCAUAG
Messenger RNA from Schizophyllum commune H4-8, 1638 nucleotides. RefSeq lists its product as uncharacterized. The transcript is spliced from 5 exons. The record is from RefSeq and is a predicted model, not a curated record. NCBI's taxonomy places the organism in Eukaryota, Fungi, Basidiomycota, Agaricomycetes, Agaricales, Schizophyllaceae. The coding region runs from base 1 to 1638 and encodes 545 amino acids.